UAAGUCACUUUGGAUAAAAGCGUCUGCUAAAUGACUGUAAUGUAAUGUUUCCUCUCUGACCAAGAAGUGAACCAGCUCUCAAACUGCAGGUCGCAAAAUACCUGACGCUGCAGGACUUGGCUAACUCCAGAAGAUGGCAGUAGUGCAACGCUAAGGGUCCACGCUACCGUUAAACCCCAACGAAGAAGAAAAGCCGGACCCUCCAACAGCAAUGGCGUCCUACACGACGGGAGACGUGCUGAGUGAAGCACAAACAGGGAAAACAUCGAAAAAGACGAAACACCAAGUGGAUGAAUCUGAACUCCUGACUGUUCCUGAUGGAUGGAAAGAGGCGACUUUCACCAAAGACGACAAUCCCCGGGGUCUGCUCGAGGAGAGCAGCUUCGCCACCCUCUUCCCCAAAUACAGAGAAGCCUACCUGAAAGAGUGCUGGCCACUUGUGGAGAAGGCCUUGGGGGAUGCACACGUCAAAGCCACUCUGGACCUAAUUGAGGGAAGCAUCACAGUUUGCACCACAAAGAAAACUUACGACCCUUACGCUAUCGUGAGAGCCAGAGAUCUCAUCAAGCUGCUGGCCAGGAGUGUCCCGUUCGAACAGGCAGUGCGGAUAUUACAGGAUGACAUGGCAUGUGACAUCAUCAAAAUCGGGACCCUGGUGAGGAACAGAGAGCGGUUUGUGAAGCGAAGACAGCGGUUGAUUGGCCCCAAGGGCUCCACCCUAAAAGCAUUAGAGUUGUUGACCAACUGCUAUGUGAUGGUUCAGGGCAACACGGUGUCAGCCCUGGGGCCUUACAACGGCCUGAAGGAGGUACGCAAAGUGGUGAUGGACACGAUGAAGAACAUUCAUCCCAUCUACAACAUUAAGACACUGAUGAUCAAACAGGAGCUGUUCAAAGACCCCGACCUGCGGAUGCAGAGCUGGGAGCGCUUCCUGCCCAAGUUCCGCCACAGGAACCUGGCCAAGCGCAGGGAGCCCAAGAAGAAGAGCGCGAAGAAGGAGUACACACCAUUCCCUCCGUCACAGCCGGAGAGCACGGUCGACAAGGAGCUGGCCACGGGAGAAUUCUUCCUCCGUGAAAGUGUGAAAAAGAGGAAGAAGAUGGAGGAGAUCAAGGUGAAACAAGCCGAAGCACUGACCAAGAAGCAGGAAGAGCGGAACAAAGCUUUCAUUCCGCCUAAAGAGAAGCCUCUAAUGAAGAAGACCAUCAAAGAAAGCAAGUUGGACAUCGAAGCCAUUAAGGAGAAAGUGAAAAAAGCCAAAACCAAGAAGCUGGGGGCUCCUCCAGUGAACCUGCCCCCCCCCACCGGCAGCACCGUGGGCAAAAAGAAAAAGAGCAAAACAAAGGCUAACCACAGACUUGCACCCUGGUAAUUGUGUUGUGUACCAUGUGAUAUGGUAUUGGUUUGGCAGUCCUGUUGGACAGAUUAAGGACUCUUGUCAGGACACAGGUAGGUGGGACAUCGGACACACAGUGUGUGCUAGAGGAUUAUACUAAGCAAUAUGAACAGGAAAUCCUCAUAUCUGGAGACCAGUAGUACACCAGUGAGUGAUGUCAUACAUUGUCUUCUUUUCUGCCUCAUUUGUUUUCUAACUAUUGUCCAGAGUUUGAAUGAUCAGUAGUUAUAGAUUUUCAAAGUAUGUUGUCGUCCUUCCUCAUGGCUGAUGUGUGUUCAGGAUGAGGCCGACUCCAUCAGAUGGAAAUUGAAUAAAAUUAAAGGCAUAUUUUUAACAUCCUGGACUUUAAGUUUUAAUUUGAUUCCUUUUGAUCAUGACAAACAAACUUAUGGUAGAAGUACUAUUUGGGGGACAGGAUUGUAGGAGAGUCCACAUUCAUGGGUGGUCAGAUCACAGGAUUUGAAAUUGGGUCCAUUGCAGAGCUGUACUUUUUUUUUUUUUUUCCUACUAAUGAAUUAUUCAUCGUUUCUUUUUGUCUCAGUUUAUCAUUCUGUAAACACUGACAUUAUUGCCUCAUAAACAAAAAAAUUUGCUAAGAGCUGCUUAGUUGCUCAUAUUGUUUGUCCAACUUGCACUCUUCUUUUGGCAAUUUAUUUAUACUUUUUCUGCAUCCUCCACCAACUCCUGAUGGACAUAUCUGGCUCUCUAGCUGCUCAACAAUGUGCUAUUUGC
Anarrhichthys ocellatus (wolf-eel) is the source of this 2128-nucleotide messenger RNA. RefSeq names its product KRR1 small subunit processome component homolog (gene krr1). NCBI's taxonomy places the organism in Eukaryota, Metazoa, Chordata, Actinopteri, Perciformes, Anarhichadidae. Gene Ontology annotation, molecular function: RNA binding. Gene Ontology annotation, cellular component: nucleolus; small-subunit processome. The record is from RefSeq and is a predicted model, not a curated record.